Messenger RNA from Penicillium roqueforti, 708 nucleotides. Its product is annotated as ThiJ/PfpI family protein. NCBI's taxonomy places the organism in Eukaryota, Fungi, Ascomycota, Eurotiomycetes, Eurotiales, Aspergillaceae. Bases 1 to 708 code for a protein of 235 amino acids. Gene Ontology annotation, molecular function: glyoxalase III activity. The transcript is spliced from 3 exons. The record is from RefSeq and is a predicted model, not a curated record.
AUGACACCCAAAGUCCUCGUCGUCCUCACCUCAGAAGACAAGCUCGGCACCACCGGCAAGCCAAACGGCUGGUUUCUAUCCGAGUUCGCCCAUCCCUACGAAGUCCUCCGCGACAAGGUCUCCCUAACGGUCGCCUCACCAAAAGGCGGCGAAGCACCCCUAAGCCCAGCCUCGAUAAAGAUGUGCGAGUCAGACCCGAUAUCGCAGAAGUUCCUGAAAGAACAAAAAGCUCUCUGGACGAACACGGAAAAGCUAGCCGAUGUACUUCCGCGCGCCGGCGAGUUCGAUGCCAUUUUCUACGUCGGCGGUCAUGGACCAAUGUUCGACCUAACCGAAAACCCCACCUCGCUCGCUCUAAUCCAGGCCUUCGCUGCAGCCAAUAAGCCCGUUGCCGCCGUCUGCCACGGCCCCUGCGUCCUGCUAAAUGCCACAGCGCCCUCCGGCGUGCCGCUUAUCUCUGGCGUUGGCGUGACUGGGUUCUCGAAUAACGAGGAGGAUGCGGUGGGUCUGUCGUCUGCUAUGCCGUUUAUGCUGGAGACGGAGCUGGGCCGGGUUACUGGUGGGAAGUAUGUGAAAGCUGCGAAGCCUUGGGAGGAGAUGAUUGUUAUUGGGAAGGCGGCUGGGACGGGGUCGACGAUUAUUACGGGGCAGAAUCCGGCGUCGGCGACGGGGGUUGGGAAGGCGAUUCUGAAGGCUUUGGGGUUGUAG